AUGUAUUCAUUGUCAACGCAGGUAUUAGUAACGCUCACGCCAAGGUUUUGGACACUACAAAGGAAGAGUUCCUUAGUCACUUCACUACCAAUACUCUUGGACCAUUCUUUUUGCUCCAAACCUUUUUGGGUUUGGAGCAAAAAGGGUACUCUGAAAAAGGUGAUUUUCGUUUCUAGUGCUGCUGGUUCUGUAAGCGUGGAGCCUAGUUAUGUUAGCUCCGCCUACGGUAUUUCUAAGGCUGCACUCAACUAUGGUGCUAGACAGAUUGCUCGUGAUCUCUCAGAGGAGAAUUUUAUAGUGGUCCCUGUCCAUCCAGGGUUGGUUGGUACUGAUUUGCUUUUCAAUGCUACCGAGCCAUUUCUCAAGAGUAACCCACAUUUUAAGGAUUUUCUUGGCCCUGAAAACUACCUUACUCCUGAUCAAAGUGCCAAGGGAUUGGUGGCUUUGAUUGAGAAGCUUAAGAAGGAAGACUCCGGCAAGUUUUGGAACUACGAUGGUACUGAGGUUCCGUGGUAG
This is a messenger RNA of Meyerozyma guilliermondii ATCC 6260, 516 nucleotides long. RefSeq lists its product as uncharacterized. The record is from RefSeq and is a predicted model, not a curated record. Gene Ontology annotation, molecular function: oxidoreductase activity, acting on the CH-OH group of donors, NAD or NADP as acceptor. Bases 1 to 516 code for a protein of 171 amino acids. The transcript has a single exon. NCBI's taxonomy places the organism in Eukaryota, Fungi, Ascomycota, Pichiomycetes, Serinales, Debaryomycetaceae.